Molecule: messenger RNA, 1889 nt
Organism: Pleuronectes platessa (European plaice)
Lineage: Eukaryota; Metazoa; Chordata; Actinopteri; Pleuronectiformes; Pleuronectidae
Gene: fetub
Product: fetuin B
Exons: 7
Coding region: 67-1581 (504 amino acids)
Biological process (GO): negative regulation of endopeptidase activity
Cellular component (GO): extracellular region
Molecular function (GO): cysteine-type endopeptidase inhibitor activity
Source: RefSeq, a predicted model, not a curated record
UCUCUGCACAUCUCUCCUCCCUGUGUGUGUCUGUGUGUGUGUUCGGACUCAUCUCAGGCAUUUACCAUGAAGCACUGUGUGCUGCUGCUGCUGGCGUUGGGCCUGGCCCACGUCCUGGGCGCUCCGGUGGAGCAGGUCGGCCCGGUGGAGGGGUCGUGUGAAGACGCCUUCGUGAAGAGCUCCGCUACAGAGGCUCUGAAAAAGAUCAACCAGGACCGGAAGGAGGGCUACGUGUUCGCCCUGCACCACCUGUCCAACGCACACCUGGAGAAACAUGGAGAAAAUGGCGUCGUCUUCUACCUGACUAUGGACGUGGUGGAGACCAACUGCAGCGUUCUGGGCACACACCACUGGCAGACCUGUGCACCUCGCUCCGUGGACGACACACCGGUGUAUGGACAGUGUAAAGCUGCCAUCUUCAUCAGCAGGGUGAACAGAGUGCUGCGUCUCUACAAGUACGACUGUACUCUCAGACCAGUCCCUGCAGCCAGGGUUGCUGAAAUCUGUCCCGACUGCCCGAGUCUGAUGGACAAGGAGGACGCUCAGGUCCAGAAGGUUGUGUCCGCCGCUCUGAAGAAGUUCAACGAUGAGAGCGACAUGACCAAGCAAUUCGCUCUGCUCCAGGUCACCCGCGCUACUCUUUCGAUGGGCAUGGCCACAUUCUACAAUGUGGAGUUCACCAUCCAGGAGACGACCUGCAGGAGGGACGUGCCCCUGGCUGAUAAGUGUCCCCUCAUGGACUGCGAGUUCGCUCACAAGGGCUUCUGUAAGGGAGGACAGGUCACCCCCCCCACUGGGGACACUGAGACCACUGUGGAGUGUGACAUCUACGAGCCGGAGGCUGCCGACAGAGAGAAGAAGCUCCACCUCCUCGGCGGAGAGACUGACCACAGCCACGGCGACAAACAUGCACAUGACGCCGCCCAUGACCACGCCCACGGCUCCGACCACGAACACUCACACGACCACGAGCAUGACCACACCAAGACCCACACUCAGCAACACCAAGACCACAACCACACCCACGCCCAUGACGCCGAGCACCACCACACCCACGACCACGACGCAGGCAGCGCCCACAGGCACGCCCACGACCACUCCCACGACCACGGCCACGGCCACGAUCACGUGCACACCCAUCACGCCAAAGCGCACAACCACACCGAUGACUCACCACACCAACACCACGGCUACGAGCACGCCGGCGCCGAGCACACCCACGAACACGACCACGAGCUCGCUCUGGACCACGAUCACAAGCACGCUCACCUGCACGUGCACGAGCACCACCACCAUCACCACGAGCACGAGCACGAGAAGGCACACCACGACCACCCAGAGGGCAAGGUGAAGAUAUUGCCCGCCGUCGACCAGCCCAUGAUUCUGCCUUUCUUCCCAGAAGCCCCUGAGGCCGGGGUCACUCUGCCCGCCAAGCCCGACCCCCAGAUCCCCGGAGCGAUGGAGCCCACCAUCCACGCGUUCCCCACCUCCUUCUCCGCCCUGUGCCCCGCCCUGACGGGGGAGCUCUCCCUGGUCGACAAGCUCUUCAAGGAGGACCCCCGGUUCAAGCGACCCUCAUAAGGAGGAGCUCCACUGGAACCUGGAUGGAUCUGGAAGAACUCGAACGCUCAGACUGUAGUGAAGCACCGACAGGAAACACUGGAGUCGCAUCUCGGCCGUUUCCUGUCGGUUCCAAAUUGUUUUGAUGUUAGCGCAAAACAUCUACGUGCUGCUGUGUCUGUUCACUUCCACCAUCUUAUAAAACAAAGGAAAACUUUGUAUGAACAACGUCAACCGGUUUUAUUUUCACAUUUUUCCAUUGGUUGUCAUAGGUAUUAAAAAAUAAACAACUUUGUUUGGCAAAAAAACAAUAAAUGAUACCAAAAAUA